Nelumbo nucifera (sacred lotus) is the source of this 855-nucleotide messenger RNA. The record is from RefSeq and is a predicted model, not a curated record. NCBI's taxonomy places the organism in Eukaryota, Viridiplantae, Streptophyta, Magnoliopsida, Proteales, Nelumbonaceae.
GAAGUUAGUGGAGGAAAAGCGAAAAUGCAAAACAGAACGAAAGUAGAAAACUAGAAAGUAAGAGGAAGAAAGGAGAGAAAAGAUGGGUAAAGGCGUGAUGAGAGUAAUGGAGAGCGUGGGUCGUUAAGACGGUUUCGCUUGGGUUCGCGUGGCGUGCGAGCUAAGCCUAAGCUCUCAAUCGAUUAUCCUUCUCUCGCCAGCGAAUGGAAACGUUUAUUUUCUUUUUCUUUGGAGGGUAAAGGCUUUUUCUGAAAUGGAGCGCGACAGCAAGAAGAGAAGAAGAGACGACGACGACGAAGAGAAGACGGACUGGGAUGUGUGCAUGAAAAAGCAAGAGCAUGUCGGCGUCGGCUUCGAAGACUCCGAUAUCUUCAAAGUAUCAGAUCCGUUUCGGCCAUUUGGAGUGUUCGAUUUCCCCUGGCUUAAAGACAAUCUGGUGCUCGAAUCGGAAGACUGGAAAUUCGACGACGUCUUCUCUGCUUCUCUGGGCGACGUAUCGGUCUCUGUUGGUGGGGGAGUCGAUUUUGGGGGUCAGUGUUUGUGUCAGACUCCGGCGUUGGUUGAGAUUCUUCCCGGCGAUACGUUGGAUGAAGAAUCGUGGCCAUGCGAGGGGGGCAUGAAUGAUAUCGACGGUGGUGAUUGCAUUUGGAGCUCCGUACUGAGUCAGCCGCUUUCCACCGGUUUCAGCAAGGUUCCUAACGCGUGACCACUGAUUAUAAAAAGGGAUUGAAUUCGUUUAUGAUUCAUCUUCUCUUUUCUUCCAAUUUUUUUUUGUUCUUUGUCUCUGAAUUUGUUGACCAUACGAUUUUGAUCCCUGAACGAUUUGAUUCAAGGAUGGUGGAUUAAUGGGUCCUA